Messenger RNA from Mangifera indica (mango), 1643 nucleotides. Its product is annotated as putative disease resistance protein At3g14460. The transcript has 2 exons. Lineage: Eukaryota; Viridiplantae; Streptophyta; Magnoliopsida; Sapindales; Anacardiaceae. The record is from RefSeq and is a predicted model, not a curated record. The coding region runs from base 465 to 1376 and encodes 303 amino acids.
CAUGAUAUAGUUCAUGACUUUACUCAAUUUCUCACUAAGAAUGAAUGUUUUACUGUGGGAAUCAGAAAUGAAGACCUAGUCAUAAACACUUCCAAUGAGAAAGCCCAGCAUUCAAUGUUAACGCUUCACGUCGGGGCUACAUUUCCCACCUCCAUUUCUAGCAUCAAACGUUUGCGGAGUCUGUUAAUUGAUUGUGAAGAUUCUAAGUAUUCGGUGCCUGAUGAUGUUCUACCAAAUCUCUUUGCUGAAUUGACAAGUUUAAGAGCAUUACACAUAAGUGCAGGAUUCGUAAGUGCAAAUUUGAUUGCAGUGAUUCCAAAAGAGGUAAAAAAAUUGAUACAUUUGAAAUAUCUGAAUUUGUCUGGUCAAGAUGUGGAAAACUUCCGGAAACUUUAUGUGAGUUAUACAAUUUGCAAACUUUAGAUAUUUCUUGGUGUCAAAAGCUUAAAGAACUGCCUCAAGGGAUGGAGAAAUUGAAAAACUUGCGGCAUUUGAUUAAUUAUUUCACAAUAUCAUUAAGUUACAUGCCCAAGGGAAUUGAGAAAUUAACUUGUCUCCGAACGUUGAGUGCAUUCAUCGAAAAUAGCAGGAGCAGUGAUGGUAGUAAAGCAUGUAGUACUCUUGCAUGCUUGAAAGAUUUGAAACAUUUAAGAGGAGAGCUUUAUAUUAGAGGGCUAGGAAAUGUGACCAAUGUGAGUGAGGUUAAAAGAAUGCAAAUUCUCAGCAAUAAGGAAAACUUCUUCCAUUUAUGGCUUAGAUUUGAUAAGGACGGAGAAGGAGAGAGGAAAAAUGAUGAUGAUGAGUUACUUCUUGAGGCUUUGCAACCGCAUCCAAAUUUGGAGAUAUUAUAUAUAGAAGAUUACAGAGGCAGCACUUUUUAUUCUGAUUGGUUCAUGUCAUUAACCGGGCUGAUGAAAUUGUGUCUUCUCUUUUGCAGAAAUUGUAUGCAUUUGUCUCCCUUGGGAAAAUUGCCAUCACUUGAAUCACUAUGGAUAGGAGAAACGAGUGUGAAAAAACUAGUUACGGGAAUCGAAGGCAAUGGUGCAUUUUCAUCAUCUACAUCAGUUAUUCUCUUUCCCAAGUUGAAAGUUCUUGAUUUGAGGUGGAUAAGCCAAUGCGAAGAGUGGGAUAAUGGGAAUACAAUCUUGCCAUGCCUUGCUUCUUUGUCAGUCCAUUUUUGUCCAAAAUUACGUGCACUGCCCGAUGGCCUUCUCCAAGGGGCAAAAAAACUACAACAUUUGGAGAUUAUUCAAAGUGAUCUUUUGGAAGAAUGUUACAGAAAGGGAACAGGAGAGGAUUGGAAAAAGAUCUCCCACAUUCCCGACAUCUUAUUCAAUCAUGCAUAUCUGCAAGGAGGCCCACUUCCAGUCCGUUGAGUUCUCAAAUAGCUGCAAUUACCAACCAUCAAUCCACAAAGAUCUGCAAAAAUAUUGGGCAUGAUGGUGGUUGCAGUGUUAUGGUAAAAAGAACAGAGGAGAUAGUUAUGCAAAAAGGAAGUUGGAUUUCACUUGUAAUACUGUUUGUAUGAGUUGUGGUUUGAUUUUCUUCAUUAAGUUGUUUGUUUUUAGCGUGCUUGGACAACUUUCUGUGUCAAUAAUUUGCAUGUAAUAUACAUGGUAUGUUUGAUUGGAAAUUAGGUGUAA